AAAACAAAUAAAGUCCGAAACUAAAAUUUUCUCUACGACAAAACGCUAAACAAACCCCGAGUCUCACAGUUUGCACCGAGCCUAAACUUGCGCACAUCGCACGUAGGUAUUCAUAGUCCGUCGUAGCAGCAGUGCCGCGUAGACCUCUCUACCGACUCUACGUCCCCGCGGCUACGAAUCCCCCGAUCGUGCACUAAAUAUUAUAUCAUCUGUGUAAAUAUUCGUGUAGUGUCAUAUUCCUCAAUUCCUAUUUUUUUUUAGUGUUGUGUUUAUAGGUGACUAUAGAUAUUUUUUAAUUUGUGUGGCUUCGUAAAUUUGCUGUUAAGAUAUCUUCACCGUGCCAGUGUUCCAAAGUGUUCAAACCUCCUAUAUCUUUCCAAUGACUUGAAACUAGAAUUUCCCUCCUCUCCAUCAUGACAUGUCCAUUCCGCCGCGCUUCCUCCCAACACCAGUUCGCCAAUGGGAGUGGUUCCAGUGGAAAGAAACCAGAAUUCCGCUCCCGACAAUCCUCGGUCCACCUCCCAGGGCCAGAUGAGGACGAAGGAGAGAGAAACACGCUCACUCUGAAGAACUUGAGCGAAGCUCUACAACUCCUCACAGCACCUUCGAACGAGUGUCUCCAUGCGGCAGUUUCAGCACUAACCAAGAACCAAGCCGAACACUACGAUAAAUAUCAUUGUUUACGAAGACUACCGGAUGAAGUAAAAACUUGCAGGAAUUACGCGUAUUUACAAGAAAUUUACGAUGCGGUUCGGGCUACAGACAGUGUUAGCACUAAGGAUUUUAUGGCAAAAUUAGGAGAAUAUUUAAUUUUAACGGCAUUUUCACACAACUGUCGACUUGAGAGAGCUUUUAAAUGUUUAGGCACUAAUUUGACUGAAUUUCUCACUACCUUAGACAGUGUUCAUGAUGUGUUGCAUGAUCAGGAUGAUGUACUCAAAGAUGAAACGAUGGAAUACGAAGCGAAUUUCGUUUGUACGACAUCGCAAGAAGGAAAAAUCCAGCUUCACUUGACGACGGAAAGCGAGCCGGUGGCCUACCUCCUGGUCGGUAGCUUGAAGGCGAUAGCAAAACUGUUAUACGAUACCCAGACGGAUAUAAGACUGACGAGUUAUACUAACGACCCUAGGAGAUAUAAGUACGAAAUAAAUGCAUUACCACUUCAUCAGAAAUCAAAAGACAGUGACUGCGAGCAAUCAGAAGCAGCUUGCAUUGCUACCUCAACAAAGGUGACAGAUUUAAGAAUUGGCGUGGCGAGUUUCUGCAAGGCAUUUCCUUGGCAUUUUGUCACUGAUAAGCGAUUGGAGCUCGUGCAGUUGGGUGCUGGUUUCAUGCGUCUAUUUGGCACGUACCUCGCAUCCCAUGGGUCCUCACUGGGCACGUAUUUCAGGCUGCUUCGUCCCAGAGGCGUCACUCUUGACUUUCGUGAAAUCCUCAAGAGAGUUAACACGCCAUUCAUGUUCUGUCUGAAGGUGCCGGGAUCGGCAUCGCCAGCUGAGGGUCUGGAGAUCAAAGGUCAGAUGGUGUUUUGUUCGGAAUCCGAUUCGCUCCUGUUCGUCGGUUCACCGUUUUUGGACGGACUUGAAGGCUUAACGGGAAGAGGACUCUUCAUUUCUGAUAUUCCACUGCACGAUGCUACGAGAGAUGUCAUCUUGGUCGGAGAACAGGCUAGAGCUCAGGAUGGACUCCGAAGACGUAUGGAUAAACUGAAGAACUCGAUAGAAGAAGCCAGUAAAGCGGUUGACAAGGAAAGACAGAAGAACGUCAGCCUCCUGCACUUAAUAUUCCCUCCCCACAUCGCAAAGCGGCUGUGGUUAGGUGAGAAGAUCGAAGCGAAGAGCCACGAUAACGUGACGAUGCUGUUCAGCGACAUAGUUGGGUUUACGUCGAUAUGUGCCACCGCCACACCCAUGAUGGUGAUCGCCAUGCUUGAAGACCUUUACAGCGUGUUCGAUAUCUUCUGCGAGGAACUUGAUGUUUAUAAGGUGGAGACAAUAGGCGAUGCUUACUGUGUAGCAAGUGGGCUACACCGCAAGAUAGACACGCAUGCGCCGCAGAUCGCAUGGAUGGCACUGCGCAUGGUCGAGACCUGCGCGCAACAUCUGACGCACGAGGGCAACCCUAUCAAGAUGCGUAUAGGCCUUCAUACCGGGACGGUGUUGGCUGGCGUCGUCGGCAAGACAAUGUUGAAGUACUGUUUGUUCGGUCACAACGUCACUCUUGCCAACAAGUUCGAGUCGGGCUCCGAACCCUUGAAGAUCAACGUCAGUCCCACCACUUACGAGUGGCUAAUAAAAUUCCCGGGUUUCGAGAUGGAAGCCCGGGACCGCUCCUGUCUCCCAAAUUCGUUCCCCAAGGACAUUCCGGGGACGUGUUAUUUCCUUCACAAGUACAUGCAUCCCGGCACAGAUCCCUCGGCGACACAGGUCACGCAUAUACAAGAUGCUCUCAAGGACUUCGGCAUUGGACAAACUAAACCUGGAGAUAUAGAUGAGGAUCUUGAUCUAAAUUAACUAAUGGCAGAACCUACAGCAAAUGCCCUAAGAUGUUUAGGAAAAACUCUUGACACUGUAAAUACUAAUCUUGUAAUUGCUUUGUAAAUCGAGGACAAAAACUUUGUUCAUCAAAAUGUUUUGUGUAAAAAUGUCGUUUCGAAGUUAUAAUACUCUUUAUAUUUAAGCGUUUUAAUUUUUAGGAGCUAAAGAUUUUCUGGCUGUCGUGGUUGUUGAAAUGAAUGCUUUUCUAUUAGAGGUAACGUUAAUGCUAAAGAUGCUGAUAUUAAACUUAUUAAUAAAAUCAAUGUUCUCACUAAUUAUAGUAACAUUAUUAAUGUUUUUCCGUUCAUUUAUGCAAGAUUUUUUACCUUGCGUCGUUUGAUUAUCAGUAGCACUGCUAAGCUCUCUAAGUGUUACCUUAAAAUUAUUAUAGUAAGUGGAGCUUAGAUACAGAUCGAUAUUCAUUCGUUUUGAAGCUAGUUUCUACUCAUAAUAACGUAGUUCAUUGUAAUCUCCGAUCGGGUUUGUGCACUCAACCGUACGAACAUGACAUUUAAAGACCUAUUACUUCCAGAGUAAGGUUGAUUUUAGAUAAUCGACGAUCAACAUACGGUUGACUUAAUUCACAUGGUUUUUAGAGUUAAAUAAUUUAUAAUGAUCUGUGUGAAGCUUUACUAUGUACUACGUAAGAAAUAUGUAUAUAAAGUUGAACCUGGGAUAAUUACGACUUACAUAGGUAUAAAGCGAUGUAGAUAUAUAUUAAGGCAAAUGUGUUUUGCUUUUAGCGAAGUAAUUUUAUUCAGAUUUAUAGAGUAAAUUAAUGUUAUAUUCUGAGUCGUAAAAUAGUUUGAACGAAUAUUCGUAGAUUCUUUGCAGCUAAUUGUAAUGUUUGACA
Trichoplusia ni (cabbage looper) is the source of this 3390-nucleotide messenger RNA. RefSeq names its product head-specific guanylate cyclase (gene Gycalpha99B). Gene Ontology annotation, molecular function: heme binding; guanylate cyclase activity. Gene Ontology annotation, biological process: cGMP biosynthetic process; response to oxygen levels. The record is from RefSeq and is a predicted model, not a curated record. The transcript is spliced from 15 exons. Gene Ontology annotation, cellular component: guanylate cyclase complex, soluble. Bases 414 to 2513 code for a protein of 699 amino acids. Lineage: Eukaryota; Metazoa; Arthropoda; Insecta; Lepidoptera; Noctuidae.